Messenger RNA from Solanum tuberosum (potato), 2815 nucleotides. Its product is annotated as serine/threonine-protein phosphatase BSL3-like. The record is from RefSeq and is a predicted model, not a curated record. Lineage: Eukaryota; Viridiplantae; Streptophyta; Magnoliopsida; Solanales; Solanaceae. Bases 1 to 2235 code for a protein of 744 amino acids. Gene Ontology annotation, molecular function: phosphoprotein phosphatase activity; protein binding. The transcript is spliced from 15 exons. Gene Ontology annotation, biological process: brassinosteroid mediated signaling pathway.
AUGAAUUAUUGCAAUCCUGAUCUGCACCAACCAAUGGAAAUGCUUAUCAGCUUGUGUUACUUGGCUAGGUACGCAACUGCAAGUGCACGCUCUGAUGGUCUUCUUCUGCUUUGUGGAGGGCGGGAUGCCAAUAGUGUGCCACUAGCAAGUGCAUAUGGACUGGCCAAACAUAGAGAUGGGCGGUGGGAAUGGGCCAUUGCUCCUGGUGUGUCACCAUCUCCUAGAUAUCAGCAUGCCGCAGUUUUUGUUAAUGCUCGGCUCCAUGUUUCUGGAGGGGCUCUUGGUGGUGGACGCAUGGUAGAAGACUCUUCCAGUAUAGCCGUUCUUGAUACUGCUGCAGGAGUGUGGUGUGACAUAAAAUCUGUUGUCACCAGUCCUAGGACAGGUAGAUACAGUGCAGAUGCAGCUGGGGGAGAUGCUGCAGUUGAAUUGACCAGGCGUUGUAGGCAUGCGGCUGCCGCUGUUGGUGACUUGGUAUUUAUGUAUGGUGGUUUGCGUGGAGGGGUACUGCUAGAUGACUUGCUUGUCGCGGAAGACUUGGCUGCUGCUGAAACAACUAGUGCAGCUUCACAUGCAGCCGCUGCAGCUGCAGCAUCUAAUGUUCAAGAUGGAAGGAUUACCGGAAGGUAUGGAUUUGGUGAUGAAAGAACAAGGCAAACCGUUCCAGAGGAAGUUAAUGAUGGUUCUGUUAUAUUGGGAAGUCCUGUUGCCCCCCCUGUAAAUGGUGAUAUGUUUACUGAUAUAAGCACUGAAAAUGCCGUGCUUCAAGGAUGUUGGAAACUUGGCAAAGGUGUUGAAUACCUUGUGGAGGCCUCUGCAGCAGAAGCAGAGGCCAUUACUGCUGCACUAGCAGCUGCCAAAGCUCGACAACAAGGUAAUGGUGAAGUUGAACUUCCGGAUAGGGAUCGGGGAGCUGAGGCAACACCUAGUGGUGAAGAGGAACCUACCUUGAUCAAACCUGAUUCAAAUAAUUCUAUCCCAACUGGAGUUAGGCUGCAUCACCGUGCUGUGGUUGUAGCUGCAGAGACUGGGGGUGCCCUAGGUGGUAUGGUGCGACAACUUUCAAUUGAUCAAUUUGAAAAUGAAGGCAGGCGAGUAAGUUAUGGAACCCCAGAAAACGCGACAGCAGCAAGAAAACUUUUGGAUAGACAAAUGUCCGUUAACAGUGUUCCCAAAAAGGUGAUUGCCCAUCUUCUGAAACCUCGAGGUUGGAAGCCGCCUGUCAGACGGCAAUUUUUCUUGGAUUGCAAUGAAAUAGCUGAUCUUUGUGAUAGUGCAGAGAGAAUAUUUUCCAGUGAACCUAGUGUUUUACAGCUAAGGGCUCCUAUUAAGAUAUUUGGUGACUUGCAUGGGCAAUUUGGGGAUCUGAUGCGUCUUUUUGAUGAGUAUGGUUCCCCAUCAACUGCUGGGGACAUAGCGUAUAUCGAUUAUCUCUUCUUAGGAGAUUAUGUUGAUAGGGGCCAGCACAGCUUGGAGACCAUGACUCUUCUCCUUGCUUUAAAGGUUGAGCAUCCCCAUAACGUUCAUUUAAUUCGAGGGAAUCAUGAAGCGGCAGAUAUUAAUGCACUUUUCGGCUUUCGAAUUGAGUGCAUUGAACGCAUGGGUGAGAGAGAUGGAAUCUGGGCUUGGCAUCGGAUUAAUAGGUUGUUCAAUUGGCUUCCUCUCGCAGCACUAAUUGAGAAAAAAAUAAUCUGUAUGCACGGCGGCAUUGGAAGGUCGAUUAAUCAUGUAGAACAGAUAGAGAAUAUCCAGCGUCCUAUCACCAUGGAAGCAGGGUCGAUUAUUCUGAUGGAUUUGUUGUGGUCUGAUCCAACGGAAAAUGAUAGCGUUGAAGGGUUAAGACCAAAUGCAAGAGGUCCAGGGUUGGUUACUUUUGGGCCUGAUCGUGUGAUGGAAUUUUGCAACAACAAUGAUCUUCAACUGAUUGUGCGAGCGCACGAAUGCGUGAUGGAUGGUUUUGAACGAUUUGCUCAGGGACAUUUAAUUACAUUAUUUUCAGCCACCAAUUAUUGUGGUACUGCUAAUAAUGCUGGCGCAAUCUUGGUAUUGGGUAGAGAUCUUGUAGUUGUUCCAAAACUUAUUCACCCAUUGCCACCAGCACUUUCAUCACCAGAAAAUUCACCUGAGCGUAUGGAAGACACUUGGAUGCAGGAGCUAAAUGCUAACAGACCACCUACGCCAACUAGAGGUCGUCCUCAAACUGCCAAUGAUCGAGGUUCUCUUGCUUGGAUUUAGAUAAUAGUGAAGAUUGUUUCCUGCACUUCAGGCUCCUGCUAACAUCGAGGAAUUCCAGUUGUAUGUACAGCAUGAUGCCAUUUGGAAAAAUGGCGGAGUUAUAGAUAUCAUCUUGUAGAGAUAUGAGGCUUCGAGGCCCUAGGGAUCUUUGACAGAAUGGACAGGCUUCAGACAGAGCAAGAUUGAAACUUUCCCAGGUUGCAGGUGCACCUGUUCAACUUGAUUGAAGCAGUUGGGGGUUUCGAGUUGGCCUUUGUAAAUUAAGCCACAGGCAGGUAGAAGGAAUUAGAGUCUUCUUCGUUAUCAAGGGCUUGUAGUGCUGGAUUUUGUUUUGUUUAUUGUACUUUGUCAUCGUUGUUGAUAUAUAUAUUUUUCUUCGUUUUAGGUGUAUUAUUUUUGUCUAUGGUAAAAGAGGACUUGAGGUCCCAUAUAUAUAUAUAUUAUUGAUGAAAUAUAUAUAGUCCUGAAAUCUCUGUUGGGAGUUCUUGUAUCAUAGAUAGAGGGUGUUAAUUUGUGUAAUUUGUGAUGAUACCUUGUACAAUGUAACAAUUUGAAGAAGAAAAGAAGCUUUCUCUGACAA